AUGUCCAGUGGCCUCAUAAUUGGGGAUUUUCCUACAGCAGCCCUGGAGAUUCUGGCGACUGCUGGGACUGAUUUUGACCUGCGGACCCUGCGAGCUGUGCGGGUGCUGCGGCCCCUGAAACUCGUGUCAGGAAUCCCAAGCCUGCAGGUUGUCCUCAAGUCCAUCAUGAAGGCCAUGGUGCCCUUGCUGCAGAUUGGGCUGCUCCUCUUCUUCGCCAUCGUGAUGUUUGCCAUCAUUGGGCUGGAGUUUUACAUGGGCAAGUUCCACAAAACCUGCUUUUCCAACGAGACAGGUGAGGAGGUGGGGGAUUUUCCCUGUGGAGAGGAGCCUCCUGCCAGGCAGUGUGAGAGCGGGACCACGUGCAGGGAGUACUGGCAGGGCCCCAACUAUGGCAUCACCAACUUUGACAACAUCCUCUUCGCCGUGCUCACGGUCUUCCAGUGCAUCACCAUGGAGGGCUGGACUGACAUCCUCUACAAUACAAACGAUGCUGCAGGAAACACCUGGAAUUGGCUUUACUUCAUCCCUCUCAUCAUCAUUGGCUCUUUCUUCAUGCUCAACUUGGUGCUGGGCGUCCUAUCAGGUGAAUUUGCCAAGGAGCGGGAGCGGGUGGAGAACCGCCGGGCGUUCCUGAAGCUCCGCAGGCAGCAGCAGAUCGAGCGCGAGCUCAACGGCUACCUGGAGUGGAUCUUCAAAGCAGAGGAGGUGAUGCUGGCCGAGGAGGACAAGAACGCGGAAGAGAAGUCCCCUUUGGACGUGUUGAAAAGAGCCGCAAUAAAGAAGAGCAAAAAUGACCUGAUUCAUGCAGAAGAAGGGUCUCCCUUUGCCCGUGCCAGUUUGAAGAGUGGCAAGAACGAGAGCUCGUCCUACUUCAGGAGGAAGGAGAAGAUGUUCCGCUUCUUCAUCCGGCGCAUGGUGAAGGCUCAGAGCUUCUACUGGGUCGUGCUCUGCGUGGUGGCCCUCAACACCCUCUGUGUGGCCAUGGUGCACUAUGACCAGCCCGAGAAGCUGACCACUGCUCUCUAUUUCGCAGAGUUUGUUUUCCUGGGGCUGUUCCUCACUGAGAUGUCUCUGAAGAUGUAUGGGCUGGGGCCAAGGAAUUACUUCCACUCUUCAUUCAACUGCUUUGACUUUGGGGUGAUCGUGGGCAGUAUCUUUGAGGUGAUUUGGGCUGCAGUGAAGCCGGGAACCUCCUUUGGCAUCAGCGUCCUGCGCGCCCUGCGGCUGCUGAGGAUCUUCAAAGUGACCAAGUACUGGAAUUCCCUGAGGAAUCUGGUGGUCUCCUUGCUGAACUCCAUGAAGUCCAUCAUCAGUUUGCUUUUCCUGCUCUUCCUCUUCAUCGUGGUCUUUGCUCUGCUGGGGAUGCAGCUCUUCGGAGGGCAGUUCAAUUUCCAAGAUGAAACUCCAACCACGAAUUUUGAUACCUUCCCUGCUGCCAUCCUCACAGUCUUCCAGAUCCUGACGGGCGAGGACUGGAACGCUGUGAUGUACCACGGCAUAGAGUCGCAGGGCGGCGUCCAUUCCGGAAUGUUCUCCUCCAUCUACUUCAUCGUGCUCACCCUGUUUGGUAACUAUACCCUCCUGAACGUCUUCUUGGCCAUCGCUGUGGACAACCUGGCCAACGCCCAGGAGCUGACCAAGGACGAGGAGGAGAUGGAGGAAGCCACCAACCAGAAGCUGGCCCUGCAGAAGGCCAAGGAGGUGGCUGAAGUGAGCCCCAUGUCAGCAGCCAACAUCUCCAUAGCUGCUUUUGUAAAGCAAACUCGAGGUACUGUAUCUCGCAGCUCGUCAGUCUCCAGCGUAAAUUCACCCAAGCAGCAGAAUUCCUCCAAAUCCAAGUCGGUUUGGGAGCAGAGGACGAGCCAGAUCCGGAUGCACAACUUCCGAGCCAGCUGCGAGGCGCUGUACAACGAGCUGGACCCCGAGGAGCGGGUCCGCUACGCCACCACGCUGCACAUCCGUCCCGACAUGAAAACCCACCUGGACCGGCCGCUGGUGGUGGAGCCCCGCGGCGAAGGCAGGAACAACAUCACCAAGCUGAGCCCCGUGGAUGUCCAGGAGGUGGUGGAGCACCCCAAACCCACCUCUGCCGAUGGGGCAGAAGCGCCGCGGAAGCACCACCGGCAUCGGGAGAAGGAGAAGCUGGGAGAGCAGGAGAAGGGAGACGUGACCAAGGACGAGAGCGGCGAAGCCGGGGCUGGCACCAAGGAGGAGCGGCACCGGCAGCACCGGAGCCGCAGCAAGGAGGUGGAAGGGGGCAGCAAGGAAGGGAAAAGCGACCGGAACAGGGGGCAGGAAGGGGGCAAGAGGCACCACCGGCGGGGCUCGGUGGAGGAAGGGGCCGAGAAGGAGCACCGCAGGCACCGCAGCCAUCGGCACUCGUCCGACCGGCCGGGCAAGGAGGGAAACGGCACCGCCAACGGCGCCCGCGGCGAGCGGCGCUCCCGGCACCGCGGAGGGUCCCGCUCCGGGAACAGGGAUGGAGAGCCCGGGGCCAAGGGGGACAGCGGAGAGGAGCCCCACCGGCGGCACCGGCUCAGGAACAGGGCCCUGUCCACCUACGAGUCCGUGGAGAAGGACAGCGGGGAGAAGGAGGGGGAGGCUGGCGAGAAGGAGCACCGGAAUCACCAGCCCAAGGAGAACCAGUGUGAGCUGGAGGCCAGUGGCAGUGGCCCUGGCAGUGUCCCUGUGCACACCCUGCCCAGCACUUACCUGCAGAAGGUGCCCGAGCAGCCGGAGGAUGCCGACAACCAGAAGAACGUGACCAGGAUGAUUCAGCCCCCCUUGGACAAAACCACCACUGUGAACAUCCCUGUCACCAUCACUGCCCCUCCAGGGGAAACCACUGUCAUUCCAAUGAACAACGUGGAGUUUGAGAGCAAACCAGAGGAGAAGAAAGACGUCGAUGACCUGACCAAAAAUGGGCCUAAACCAAUCCUGCCUUACAGCUCCAUGUUCAUCCUCAGCCCCACAAACCCGAUCCGCCGCCUGUUCCACUACAUCGUCAACCUGCGCUACUUCGAGAUGGUGAUCCUGAUCGUCAUCGCCCUCAGCAGCAUCGCCCUGGCUGCAGAGGACCCUGUCCAGGCUGAGUCUCCCAGGAACGAUGCUCUGAAAUACCUGGAUUAUAUAUUUACAGGAGUCUUCACCUUUGAGAUGGUGAUCAAGAUGAUUGACUUGGGGCUGCUGCUCCACCCUGGCUCCUACUUCCGUGACCUGUGGAACAUCCUGGACUUCAUUGUGGUCAGUGGGGCCCUGGUGGCUUUUGCCUUCUCAGGAACCAAAGGCAAGGACAUCAACACCAUCAAGUCCCUGCGAGUCCUGCGUGUGCUCAGACCUCUGAAGACCAUAAAACGUCUGCCAAAACUAAAGGCUGUCUUUGACUGCGUGGUGAACUCCCUGAAGAACGUCCUCAAUAUCCUCAUUGUUUACAUGCUCUUCAUGUUCAUCUUCGCCGUCAUCGCCGUGCAGCUCUUCAAGGGCCGCUUCUUCUACUGCACGGACGAGUCCAAGGAGCUGGAGAAGGACUGCAGGGGUCAGUACCUCGAUUAUGAAAAAAAUGAGGUGGAGGCACAGCCCAGGGAAUGGAAAAAAUAUGAGUUCCACUACGACAACGUGCUCUGGGCUCUGCUCACGCUCUUCACUGUGUCCACAGGGGAAGGGUGGCCAACCGUGCUGAAGCACUCGGUGGAUGCCACCUACGAGGAGCAGGGGCCCAGCCCUGGCUACAGGAUGGAAAUGUCCAUCUUUUACGUGGUGUAUUUUGUUGUCUUCCCUUUUUUCUUUGUCAACAUCUUUGUGGCGUUAAUCAUCAUCACCUUCCAGGAGCAAGGAGAUAAAGUGAUGUCAGAGUGCAGCCUCGAGAAAAACGAGAGGGCCUGCAUAGACUUUGCCAUAAGUGCCAAGCCCCUGACCCGCUACAUGCCUCAGAACAAGCAAUCCUUCCAGUACAAGAUGUGGAAAUUCGUGGUGUCCCCUCCCUUUGAGUACUUUAUCAUGGUCAUGAUUGCUCUCAACACCAUCGUCCUCAUGAUGAAGUUCUAUGAUGCUCCAGAAGCAUACGAAGAAAUGCUGAAAUGCCUGAAUAUUGUGUUUACAUCCAUGUUUUCCAUGGAAUGUGUGCUGAAGAUCAUUGCCUUUGGUGUCCUGAAUUAUUUCCGAGAUGCCUGGAAUGUCUUUGAUUUUGUAACAGUGUUGGGAAGUAUUACUGAUAUUUUAGUAACAGAGAUUGCGGACAACUUCAUCAACCUCAGCUUCCUGCGGCUCUUCCGGGCAGCCAGGCUCAUCAAGCUCCUCCGCCAGGGCUACACCAUCCGCAUCCUGCUCUGGACAUUCGUGCAGUCCUUCAAGGCCUUGCCUUAUGUGUGUCUCCUCAUUGCAAUGCUCUUCUUCAUCUAUGCCAUUAUUGGCAUGCAGGUUUUUGGGAACAUUGCCUUAGAUGAUGAAACCUCCAUUAAUCGGCACAACAACUUCCGGACCUUCCUCCAAGCCCUGAUGCUCCUGUUCAGGAGCGCUACAGGGGAAGCCUGGCACGAGAUCAUGUUGUCCUGCUUGAGCAACAGAGCCUGUGACCCACUCUCUGGCCUCACCAAAAAGGAAUGUGGCAGUGAUUUUGCCUAUUUCUACUUUGUGUCGUUCAUUUUCCUCUGCUCCUUCCUGAUGCUGAACCUGUUCGUGGCAGUGAUCAUGGACAAUUUCGAGUACCUGACCCGGGACUCCUCCAUCCUCGGCCCGCACCACCUGGACGAGUUCGUGCGGGUGUGGGCGGAGUACGACCCGGCAGCCUGCGGGCGCAUCAGUUACACAGACAUGUAUGAGAUGCUGAGACACAUGUCCCCACCUCUAGGCCUUGGGAAGAAAUGCCCAGCUCGUGUUGCCUAUAAGCGCCUGGUGAGGAUGAACAUGCCCAUCUCCCCUGAGGAUUUAACUGUGCACUUCACCUCCACGCUGAUGGCCCUGAUCCGCACGGCCCUGGAGAUCAAACUGGCCUCAGGAGGUGUGAAGCAGCACCAGUGUGAUGCUGAGUUGAGGAAGGAGAUCUCGCUGGUCUGGCCCAACCUGUCCCAGAAGACUCUGGAUUUGCUGGUGCCUCCUCACAAACCUGAUGAAAUGACUGUGGGGAAGGUCUACGCAGCCCUGAUGAUAUUUGACUUCUACAAGCAGAAUAAGAACAGCAGGGAGCAAGUCCAGCCCCCCGGGGGCCUGUGCCAGCCCGGGCCAGUGUCCCUCUUCCACCCCUUGAAGGCCACCCUGGAGCAGACGCAGCCCGCGGCCUUCAGCAACGCCAAGGCCUUCCUGCGCCAGAAGAGCUCGGCCUCCCUCAACAACGGGGGAGCCUUGCCACCCCCAGAGGGAGGGAUCAAAGAGUCCAGUUCUUGGGGGACCCAGCGCACCCAGGACGUGUUUUAUGAAACCAGGAGCCCAGCUUUUGAGCGAGGCCACUCCGAGGAGAUCCCCAUUGAGAGGGUGGUAGAAAUGAAGGAGAUCAGCCCCACAGUUGCCAACGGAGAGCCCCAGCCAGGCCUGGAGAGCCAGGGCCGGGCAGCCUCCAUGCCACGCCUGGCUGCUGAAACCCAGAGGAGCAAAGCACGGUCACCUGGGAGUUACCUGGCACCCAUCCCGGACACGAGCCCCAUGAAGCGCUCGGUCUCCACGCUGGCCCCGCAGCGCCCUCACGCCAUGCACCUCUACGAGUACUCCUUGGAGCGCAUGCCUCCGGAGCAGGGCCACCACCACCACCACCACCGCUGCCACCGGCGGAAAGAGAAGAAGCAGAAGUCCUUGGAUAGGGCCGCCCAUCACAUGGCUGAUGGACAAGCUGUAGCCCAGUCUGGAGAGUCCUCUUCCAAGGACAAGAAGCAGGAGCGUGGCCGCUCCCAGGAGAGGAAGCAGCACUCUUCCUCCUCCUCCGAAAAGCAGCGCUUCUACUCCUGCGACCGCUACGGCAGCCGGGACCGUGCCCAGCCCAAAUCUGCUGACCAGAGCAGGCCCACCUCGCCCAACGGGGGCCCAGAGCACGGCCCACACAGACAGGGCAGUGGUUCAGUUAAUGGGAGCCCCUUGCUGUCGACAUCUGGUGCUAGUACCCCCUGCCGGGGUCGGAGGCAGCUCCCACAGACUCCACUGACCCCACGCCCCAGCAUCACUUACAAGACCGCUAACUCCUCGCCCGUGCACUUCACCACUUUCCAAACCCCCACGUUCUCCCCGGGCCGCCUGAGCCGCGGGCUGUCCGAGCACAACGCGCUGCUGCGGGGGGAGCAGCAGCCGCCCCCGCCCGCCGUGGCCCGCAUCGGCUCCGACCCCUACCUGGGCCACCGCGACACCGCCGCCGACAGCCCGCAGCGCGCCGCGCCCGAGGACACGCUCACCUUCGAGGAGGCCGUGGCCACCAACUCGGGCCGCUCCUCAAGGACUUCCUACGUCUCCUCCCUGACCUCGCAGUCGCACCAAAUCCGCCGGGUGCCCAACGGGUACCACUACACGCUGGGGCUCAACACGGGCACUGGCGCCAGAGGACGCAGUUACUACCACGAAGCCGAUGAGGAUGACUGGUGCUAGCGGCUCGGCGGAACCCUGCGAGACAAACGGAGGAAGAAGGCUCCCUCCUUCUGGGGAAGGCAGCGGGAGGAGCACAUCCCUCACUGCCCCCUCCCCACUGCCUUGUCUAGUCCCGAGACACGCACCAGGCGCCAACCCGGUCACGGAGGCGAGGAGCCGGGAGAAGAGCGAUCCUCACCUUCCACGGUGGAAAAGCAGAACUGUGGGUCCUUCUCAUGAUUGGCGCAGUUUUGUUGGGCUAUUUCUUAAUUAAUUUACCAUCAUAAUUCCCCCCUGCCAGGGUGGGAGCCGGGGGUUGCAAAGGGACUCGUGCGAACAACGCUCGCCCCCCGCCUUUUGUCUCGUUGAGCGAUGAGAAGGAAGAGAUGCACCCAAGAAACUGGGAGAGGAGAAACACAGCCCAGAACAAAGGACAGUCCUUUUGGACUUGAUGUUCAGCCACUGCAAUCCUUUAGGGCAGAGCUGGUGCCACCCCUGAGCUGACCCUGCUGUGACACCACUGCCCUGGGGGUCUCUAAUGUCACUCACCACAUCGGGUCCUUCACACUGACACACGGUAAAGCCACAAAAGAGCUUCUUUGUAAGGACUGUUUCCUUGCUGCUGAGACUUUUCAAUCCAUCCCUCUCUCCUGUUGACUGCAACACACCCUCACUGUUUUGUCUUGUUUACAAUAUAAGCUUGAUUUAGCAAAAAAUAACUUAAAAAAAAAAAGUCCACAAAAAAAGAACAACCCAAACAAAAAGAGGAAAAAAAAGAGCGUAGGGGUGAGAAGAAGAAAUGUUAUUGGUUUUAUAUCAAGCUAUUAGAUAGAACUUUAACUUUUCAUUGUGUGCAUUUUUGUAAAUUGUACAGUAAAAAAAAAAAAGAAAAAAAAAAGAAAAAAA
Messenger RNA from Haemorhous mexicanus (house finch), 7446 nucleotides. RefSeq names its product calcium voltage-gated channel subunit alpha1 B (gene CACNA1B). Gene Ontology annotation, cellular component: membrane; voltage-gated calcium channel complex; neuronal cell body. The coding region runs from base 1 to 6561 and encodes 2186 amino acids. The transcript has 47 exons. Gene Ontology annotation, molecular function: calcium ion binding; high voltage-gated calcium channel activity. NCBI's taxonomy places the organism in Eukaryota, Metazoa, Chordata, Aves, Passeriformes, Fringillidae. The record is from RefSeq and is a predicted model, not a curated record. Gene Ontology annotation, biological process: chemical synaptic transmission; calcium ion import across plasma membrane.